CUAACGGACUGCCCACAAUAAUCACACGCCUGUUUGCAGUGAAUACACGGCCACUAGUAGUGCAAAGGAUACCUUGUUUGGAAUUAAGAAAACAGACACAAGUACUAUGGCGGUAAGUGUUACCAAGCAGUGCCUGACGGAAUUGUAGUAGAGGGUGUUUGCAACUUCCAACUAUGAAACAGUUGUAUCUUCAAGCAGGUUGUGAUCCCUUCAGGGAGCGGGUUACGGGUCUAAACAGCUCAACUUCAAACUCCCUUCUCUCCUACAUCAUCCGAGGAUGUUCACUCAUCAACGAUACGUCAUUUCCGGUGUAUGUUGACAUUGUUGAGAGUGAACGCAACAAAACCAGCCAAGAAACAGACUCCGGCGCAGUGUUAUAUAUUGUUGCUGUUUUGGUGUUUUAUUCUGCCGGAAUAAUUGUGAUGAUUAUUAAGUAUUUAAGACGUGAGCAGAGAGAAUUGGAGGAGGAACGUAUCUUAGAAGACUUCUUUCGAAGUAUGCCAGCAUAUAAAAAAGAACGUGAGCAAAACAAUGUUAAUCGCGUGGCAAUACACGCAUUUCAUGCGCUGACGUCAUUUUCUUAUGACGAAGAUGAAAAUGACGUGUACAGCUCAGACGGGGAGGAAGAGUUGCCACCGUGUGCGGAAACAAUUGAAGAGGAGGAGGGUGAACAUCACGAAUCUCGUGAAUUCUCACAGUUUUCAAUGUCGUUAAAUAAAUCCCUCGAGGAGCAUGAUCUUGCCUACUCACGAGGCUCAGACGCCCAGUUGACAGAUUUAGUAGAAACGACAAACAGUUCGUCGGAACUAUCUGGGACUAAUUUGGAGAAAGAGACACAUCUUUGACAAGUGUUUGCAAUUAUCGUUUCAGAUUCUCUGAAGAUUAUGGUUUCGUUCUUUUUUCACAAAGGAAGUGUUCAGUGUUGUUCUGGUAUUUAGUAUAGGGUAUCAACUGAGAUCAACAGUUGCCUUAUACUACACACCUUCUGACAUCGAAACAAAAGAAUAUGACUCUUUUGCGGAAGCUGGCAGUAUUUGUAUCAAACUGUAUCAUUCCAUUUGAGUCCCGCAAUAAACCUAAAUCAUUAUUGACAAUCCGAAACAAAACUUGCCUUACACUAAAGUAUGGACUAUUGUCGGUGCCUUUCUAAAUAUUUGGUGUGGACCUAUGUAAAUAUAACAAGUAAUCGGAAUUGAUUUAAUACUUAUUUAGUGUUUAAGCUUUAAUCACAGUGAUUUUCAUUCAUUUACUUAAGGUCGUUUUUUUCGAAAAU
Molecule: messenger RNA, 1273 nt
Organism: Mya arenaria
Lineage: Eukaryota; Metazoa; Mollusca; Bivalvia; Myida; Myidae
Exons: 2
Coding region: 174-845 (223 amino acids)
Source: RefSeq, a predicted model, not a curated record